CUUAACUUGCUUCAUUACUCCUUCCCCUGUUUAGACAUCUCACCUACAAAAAGCACAUUAGAAAAGUACAAACCUAGUCUUUUGGUCAUUUUGGAUUAUUCAAAAAAAAACCCACUCAAAAAACCAUCAAUUUUCACUAAAUUAACUCCAAUUUUUUGUAUUUGAUUUUGGGUUUUCAUCUAAUUAGAUCAAAAUGAAGAUUAGAGGAAGAAACAGGGGAUUCAAAUUGUGCCGGAAACUGACCCGGGUUUUCAGAUGGGUUACCCGGAAAAGAGGAAAAUCAUAUAGAUACGAGAAGUUAGAGGGCUCCAUAGAGAAAAAAAGCAAAGCGAUUUCAAGAUUGUGUGAUUGGGGAAGAAAGGUUAAACAAGGGUUGCUUAAAUCAGUUUCAACUCGAGAAUAUGUACGAGUCGACUCAAAACCGAUUCGUAUUCCGAAGGGACAUCUAGCUGUACACGUGGAAGAACCAGAAGGUGACACCCGGCGUGUUCUGAUACCUAUUCUGUUCUUGAAUCAUCCUCUGUUUGGAAAGUUACUGGAAGAGGCAGAGAAUGUUUAUGGGUUUAAUCAUCCGGGUCGGAUCACGAUACCAUGUCCAAUAACGGAGUUUGAGAAUGUUCAAACAAGGAUCGCUGCCGGUGGUCGGAAAUUCCUUUCCAUAGGUCAUCAACCCAGUCUCAUUUCCGGGGAUAAAUGUUACUUUGAAUUAUGAUAACAGAUUGUUGUAUGAAAUGGUCCACACGCAUUAGAUAUAGUUAAAAAGCCCAUUAAAUAUCCUUAAUUGAGAUCGUCUUAUCGAUAGACAUUCUCUCGGAGUUGCUCGUUUUAAUGCCUUUACUUGUGUGAAUUUAUAGUUUUGUACGUUUGGUAUUGUUUAUUACAUUUGACGAAUAAACUCUUAAUGGUUUUGGUUUAAAUGUAACAAAAUAAUAAGAAACGGUAUUAAAUUCAUAACAAUAGAAUAGUUGAUGGAGGAUUAUGGAGCUGAUCAUGAUGUAAAUUGGAGUUUAAAUUUUAUUUUU
Amaranthus tricolor (Joseph's coat) is the source of this 1022-nucleotide messenger RNA. RefSeq names its product auxin-responsive protein SAUR36-like. The transcript has a single exon. The coding region runs from base 194 to 712 and encodes 172 amino acids. Gene Ontology annotation, biological process: response to auxin. NCBI's taxonomy places the organism in Eukaryota, Viridiplantae, Streptophyta, Magnoliopsida, Caryophyllales, Amaranthaceae. The record is from RefSeq and is a predicted model, not a curated record.